Molecule: messenger RNA, 1524 nt
Organism: Momordica charantia (bitter melon)
Lineage: Eukaryota; Viridiplantae; Streptophyta; Magnoliopsida; Cucurbitales; Cucurbitaceae
Source: RefSeq, a predicted model, not a curated record
AUGAAGGAUCCGGGAAGCUUUACAAUUUCGGUAUCCAUUAAAGGUCAUAAGAUUGGACAAGCACUGUGCGACCUUGAAGCAAGCAUUAAUUUAAUGCCACUGUUAGUGCACAAGAGGUUGGGCAUGAGAAAAGUGAGGCCAACUACAGUCACAUUUCAGCUAGCAGAUCGCUCAAUUGCAAACCCUGAAGGAAAAAUCGAGGAUGUACUGGUACAAGUGGAUAAGUUUAUAUUUCCAACUGACUUUAUUGUUCUUGAUUUUGAUGCAGAUGAGGAACUGCCAAUCAUCCUAGGGAGGCCAUUCUUAGCCACGGGGCGUGAUUUAAUGGAUGUGCAUAAAUAUGCUGUGGAGUAUGUGGUCUUGCGAGUGUUGGAUGAAGCUGUGAUGGAAUCGCUCAGUGCAGAGACAAUGUUGGAGCAGCAUAACAGUGAAGUGGAUAAUAUGCUGGAUAAGGUAGAUGAAAUAUGCCAAGAAAUCCUCUACUUGGACUGCGAAGGAGAUUUAGCAAGAUCAUGGUCAAUUGUUCACGAGAGCUUGGAAUUAGAGGACAUCAAAUGUAAGCAGUUGAAACCAUCUUUCGAUGAGCCACCCGAAUUGGAGUUAAAAGCCCUCCCGCAACAUUUAAAGUAUGCUUACCUCGAAGCAUCCAACAUGUUGCCUAUUAUAAUUGCUGCAAAUCUAACUACAGAAAAAGAAAACGAGUUGCUGGCAGUGUUGAAGGAGCACUGGAAAGCCAUUGGCUGGACAAUCGCAUAUAUUGUGAGGAUAAGUCCCAGUUAUUGCAUGCACAAGAUUGUUUUAGAAGAAAAUUGCAAGAACUCAGUAGAACCACAAGAGAGGCUUAACCCUGCGAUGAAGGAAGUUGUAAAGAAAGAGAUUAUAAAGUGGCUAGACGCUGGAAUUAUAUACCCAAUCUCAGACAGUGAAUGGAUCACUAUUGCGCCUAAAGACCAAAACAGGACAACAUUUACAUGCCCGUAUAGAACUUUCGCCUUUAGGAGGAUGCCCUUUGGUCUGUGCAAUGCUCCAGCCACAUUUCAGCGCUGUAUGAUGGCUAUCUUUUUGGAUCUAGUUGAAUUACUGGUAGAAGUCUUUAUAGACGACUUCUUAGUAAUCGGAGCAAGCUUUGUUGAAUAUUGGAAGCUUCUGUUCGAGCUAAUGUGUAACGCUAGUGAUUCUGCAGUAGGAGCAGUGUUAGCGCAAAAAAAGGAUAAAUUGUUACAUCCAAUCUAUUAUGCCAACAAGACACUGAUAGAGGCUCAGAUUAAUUACACCACUACAAAGAAAGAGUUGCUUGCGGUGGUGUUCACCUUUGAAAUGUUUAGAGCCUACCUGAUGGGAGAGAAAGUGAUAGUCCACACUGAUCACGCUGCUUUGAAAUAUUUGCUAACCGAGAAAGAUGCAAAGCCAAGGUUGAUUAGGUGGAUUUUGCUGCUACAGGAAUUCGAUGUAGAAAUAAAGGAUAAAAAGGGGUCAGAGAACUUAGUAGCCGGCCAUUUGUCUAGGAUUGUAGGAGCAGACUAG